AUGGACAGUGAUGUGGACAGAAUAGACUGUUCCCUCCUGAACCAAACAACGUUAACAUCACCGUCCCAAGGUUUUCCUCAGAAAAACUCGCAGGGAAUAUGCUUGUUUCUUCCAUCCAAUAGAUCGAGAUUGGAACAUCAGUUUUUGGGUAUGCAAGCAUGUGCAAUGAAUGUUCAAUAA
Sphenostylis stenocarpa is the source of this 180-nucleotide messenger RNA. Lineage: Eukaryota; Viridiplantae; Streptophyta; Magnoliopsida; Fabales; Fabaceae. The record is from the annotation of a GenBank genome assembly.